Molecule: messenger RNA, 1570 nt
Organism: Tupaia belangeri chinensis (Chinese tree shrew)
Lineage: Eukaryota; Metazoa; Chordata; Mammalia; Scandentia; Tupaiidae
Gene: BFSP2
Product: beaded filament structural protein 2
Exons: 7
Coding region: 1-1248 (415 amino acids)
Biological process (GO): intermediate filament organization
Cellular component (GO): intermediate filament; cytoskeleton
Molecular function (GO): structural molecule activity
Source: RefSeq, a predicted model, not a curated record
AUGAGCGAGAGGCGAGUGGUAGUGGACCUGCCUGCCAGUGCCAGCUCCAGCAUGCCCCUCCAGAGGCGUAGGGUGUCCUUCAGGGGGGCACGGUCAUCGUCCUCCCUGGAUAGCCCCCCAGCCUCCAGGACCAACGCUGCAGGUGGCCUCGUUCUGUCGCCGGGGGUCUACGUAGGGACAGCGCCCAGUGGGUGCAUAGGCGGCCUGGGUGCCCGUGUGACCCGCAGGGCCCUGGGCAUCAGCAGUGUCUUCCUGCAGGGCCUGCGGAGCUCAGGCCUGGCCAUGGUGCCUGCUUCAGGUAUGGAGAAGGACCACGCUGCAAUUGAGGACCUAGGGGGCUGCCUGGUGGAAUACAUGGCCAAGGUGCAUGCCCUCGAGCAAGUCAGCCAGGAGCUGGAAAUGCAGCUGCGGACGCACCUGGAAAGCAAGGCCGCACGCUCGGGAGGCUGGGGCGCCCUCCGGGCCUCCUGGGCCAGCAGCUGCCAGCAGGUUGGCGAGGCAGUCCUGGAAAACGCCCGGCUCAUGCUGCAGACGGAGACCGUCCAGGCGGGUGCAGACGACUUUAAGGAGAGAUACGAAAACGAGCAGCCAUUUCGAAAGGCAGCAGAAGAGGAGAUUAACUCUCUGUAUAAAGUCAUCGAUGAAGCUAAUUUGACGAAAACGGAUCUGGAGAGUCAAAUAGAAAGUCUGAAAGAAGAGCUCAGCUUUCUGUCGAGAAACUACGAAGAGGAUGUGAAGGUGCUGUACAAGCAGCUGGCAGGUUCUGAGCUGGAGCAGAUGGACGUUCCCAUCGGCACCGGGCUGGACGACAUCCUUGAGACCAUCAGAAUCCAGUGGGAGAGAGACGUGGAAAAGAAGCGGCUGGAGGCGGGAGCCCUGCUCCAAGCCAAGCCACAGGGGGAAGUGGCCCGGAUGGCCCAGACCCAGGAAGAGAAGCUGGCCUCUGCCCUCAGGGUGGAGUUACACAACACUUCAUGCCAAGUCCAGAGCCUCCAGGCUGAGACGGAGUCCUUACGGGCCCUGAAACGAGGCCUGGAGAACACCUUGCACGAUGCCAAGCACUGGCACGACAUGGAGCUGCAAAACCUGGGCGCUGUGGUGGGCAGGCUGGAGGCGGAGCUCAGCGAGAUCCGGGCCGAGGCCGAGCAGCAGCAGCAGGAACGCGCGCACCUGUUGGCGCGCAAGUGCCAGCUGCAGACCGACGUCGCGUCCUGCCACGCGCUGCUGGACCGAGAGGAGAGCGGCUAAUGGAGAGACGUCCACAUUCAUGAAGAAAUUGCUGCUUCCCUCGCCAGCGGAUCAGUGAACUCGCUUGAGGAGCUUUCCCCUGACUGCGCCUUCCUGCUGGAUUCUCUAGUUGGUUUAGUUGAGCCGGAAAGCUCCCUGGAAGUGGAGAGGACCCUUCUGCUUUAAUUUAAGUAGCCUGCAGCUUGAGCAGCCUCCCUGUCACUCUCCAAAUAAAUGCUUUGUGUGCAGCCUCCAGUCUUCCUUGUUCAACUCCCUCCAGGGUUGACAUGGAAGUCACUUUGCCUGCCUGGCCUCUGCUUAUGGAACUCCAUGAAGGAUUCUG